Molecule: messenger RNA, 3243 nt
Organism: Nicotiana attenuata
Lineage: Eukaryota; Viridiplantae; Streptophyta; Magnoliopsida; Solanales; Solanaceae
Product: respiratory burst oxidase homolog protein E-like
Exons: 14
Coding region: 192-3020 (942 amino acids)
Cellular component (GO): plasma membrane
Molecular function (GO): calcium ion binding; NAD(P)H oxidase H2O2-forming activity; peroxidase activity
Source: RefSeq, a predicted model, not a curated record
AUACCUCAAUCAUACUAGGGGUUUCUUCUACAGCUAAAAAGGGUUGGAGACAUUCCUUCAAAUUAAGAGUUCUCUCCACAGAAUUGAGAGGCCGAUAAGCACAAAUUUACAGUUUAAGGAAACAGGCAUAUAUAAUUAGCACUUACAGUCUUCACUACAGAUUACAGUUAGGUUACCUGUAGUUUCCUAAAAUGCAGCAGCUCAAGUCAAUUUUGAGUUCUUCCUCUUUCGGAAGCAGCUCAAAGCGAUCCAGUUACAGCCGGAACUUUGACUUGCCGGAGGACUCAACGCCGGCGACGUCAAACUCUCGCAAUUUUAAAGGCGCCGCUAUGUUACCGAUUUUCCUCAACGAUUUGCACAGAAACAACAAUAACAACAUCAACAACGACGACGACGAGGAAUUAGUUGAAAUCACGGUAGAGCUGGAUGAUAAUUCCAUUGUUCUGUGUAAUGUAAUGCCGGCUAAUUCAUCGCACAAUAAUACCAAAGCUGCAGUCGCCGACGAAGAAGUUUCUAAAACAUCCAGUGCCGGUUCCAAAAUUCGCCGGCGAUUUUCAACGGGAUCGCUGACUUCCGACGUGGAUGAUGAUCAUGUUUUUUGUACUCGGAUUAAUGAUAAUAAUGAGCAGACAAUUUUAUCGAUACGUGAAGAGAUGAAAUCGAAAUUGAAGCUAGCGAGGAAUAAAUCGAGUGCUCCACACGCGCUUGGAGGAUUGAGAUUUAUAAGCAAGAAAAGUAGUGGAGAAUUUGAAGAUAAUGUGCUAUGGGAAAAAGUUGAAGCUCGGUUCAAUGCUCUGGCUAAGGAGGGAUGGCUUGCUAGAGAAGAUUUUGGUGAAUGCAUAGGAAUGGAGGAUUCGAAAGAGUUUGCGGUGGGAGUUUUUGAUGCACUGGCGCGACGGCGGCGUCAAAAGACGGCAAAGAUAACAAAAGCUGAGCUUCAUAAUUUUUGGUUGCAGAUUUCUGAUCAAAGUUUCGACGCUCGCCUUCAGAUUUUCUUUGACAUGGCGGAUAGCAAUGGAGACGGAAGGAUUACUAGAUAUGAAGUUCAAGAGCUAAUAAUGCUGAGUGCUUCGGCAAAUAAGCUAUCCAGAUUGAAGGAACGUGCAGAAGAUUAUGCUUCUUUGAUAAUGGAGGAAUUAGACCCUGAAAAUCUUGGUUACAUUGAGUUAUGGCAAUUGGAAGCACUUCUUCUACAAAGGGACAAUUACAUGAACUACAGCAGAUCUUUAAGCACACCAAGUGUUGGAUGUAGUCAAAACUCAGGAUCCCUUAAGCCGAAAGACAUAAUAAAGAGAGCCCGCUGCACCCUCGAAUGUCUUGUACUGAAGAACUGGCAAAGAGGUUGGAUUCUAUUGCUUUGGAUGAUAACAAUGGCUGGACUUUUCACAUGGAAAUUCUUACAGUAUAGGCAAAGGGCAGCAUUCCAUGUUGUGGGAUAUUGCUUGCCAAUAGCUAAAGGUGCUGCAGAGACUCUCAAGUUAAAUAUGGCACUCAUCCUUUUACCGGUUUGUCGUAACACAUUAACUAAGCUAAGGUCUACAGGAGCCAGGUUACUUAUCCCUUUCGACGAUAACAUCAAUUUUCACCAGAUUAUUGCAUUUGCCAUAGCAGUUGGAGUAGUACUUCAUGCGGGGAACCAUUUAGCGUGUGAUUUUCCCCGUCUGGUUAACUCAUCUACAGAAAAAUUUGCACUUGUAUCGUCUCAUUUUGACAAUGUGAAGCCUAGUUAUAAAAGCCUUUUGACUGGUGUUGAAGGCAUCACAGGUAUUGGUAUGGUAAUUUUGAUGACAAUUGCUUUCACAUUAGCAUCACGACGAUUCAGGAGAAAUUUGGUGAAACUGCCACCUCCUCUCAACCGAUUAACAGGCUUUAACGCAUUUUGGUAUUCUCAUCACCUUCUCGCAAUGGUUUAUGUAUUGCUACUAAUACAUGGAAUAUUCCUGUUCUUGGACCACCAAUGGUAUCACAAAACUACAUGGAUGUACAUCUCCAUUCCAUUGCUCCUAUAUGCCGCAGAGAGGAGUUUCAGAAAAUGCAGAUCAGAAUACUAUGGCGUUAAGAUUUUUAAGGUUUCUGUACUUCCAGGAGAUGUUCUCAGUUUGAUCAUGUCAAAACCAAAUGGUUUCAAAUACAAGAGUGGACAGUACAUAUUCCUGCAGUGCCCAACAAUCUCUUCAUUCGAAUGGCAUCCAUUUUCUAUAACAUCAGCACCAGGAGAUGACUACCUCAGCAUUCACAUACGCACUGUAGGUGACUGGACAUCAGAACUUAAGAAUGUAUUCACUGAGGAUGACAGUUCAGCGUGUAUAAUUGGUCGAGCUAAGUUCAAAGAAUUUGACGAUGUUGAUCAAAGAAGUUUACCUCGAUUGCUUGUUGAUGGACCAUAUGGUGCGCCAGCACAAGACUAUCAAAAUUACGAUGUCUUACUUCUUGUAGGACUUGGAAUUGGAGCUACACCUUUUAUAAGUAUCUUGAAGGAUCUAUUGAACAAUUCAAGAACAGAAGACAAUGUGGAUUCUAGUACUGAGAUCACUUCAUCAUAUGAUAGCUGGAGAAGUGUUGCAACUUCAAGUGUGGCAUCAAGUGGAAGAAAGAAAUUACAAAGGACAAAGAAUGCAUAUUUUUAUUGGGUUACUAGAGAACCUGGAUCAUUCGAGUGGUUUAAAGGAGUCAUGAAUGAAGUUGCAGAGAUAGAUCACAAGGGUCAGAUAGAGAUGCACAAUUAUCUGACAAGCGUUUACGAUAAGGAUGACGCGAGGUCCACUCUAAUCACCAUGCUGCAGGCACUUAACCAUGCCAAACAUGGUGUUGAUAUCCUUUCUGGCACUCGGGUGAAGACACAUUUUGCAAGGCCCAAGUGGAAAGAAGUAUUCAACAUAAUAGCUUCCAAGCAUCCUUUUUCAACAGUAGGAGUCUUCUACUGUGGGACGCCUGUCUUAGCAAAGGAGUUGAAGAAGCUAUCAAAAGUAUUGACUUAUAAAACAUCCACAAGAUUUGUUUUUCACAAGGAGCUCUUUUGAAGCCAGAUAAUUUGGGUAACAAGCAAAACAUUUUUCUCUUUUCUCUUUUCUUUUUUCCUUUUUUCCAUUUCUGUAGUUAUUUGUACAAAAAAGGAAUACAUGUGACUAUAGAUAUUGAUUUAGCAAAAUGUAAAUGCAUAUAUACAGCAUACAAAUGAUUAUAGUGAGAAAGAUAUCUAUAUGUGAUUAAAGUAAUUUCAAUAUAGGAUUAUAGUGAGAAAGA